Molecule: messenger RNA, 330 nt
Organism: Ambispora gerdemannii
Lineage: Eukaryota; Fungi; Glomeromycota; Glomeromycetes; Archaeosporales; Ambisporaceae
Source: the annotation of a GenBank genome assembly
AUGGAAAAAAAAGAAAGUGCUCCCGAUACUACAGGCCACAAAUAUAUAUUUAAGGUUCGCGGCGAAUCAUAUCCACCCCUUCGUCGAACCCAUCGUCGUAAAUUUAGUUCUGACGAAGAUUUGCGCAAAAAAUGCAAUGAACACGAUGAAUACGACCAAUAUAUCGAAUUUUUGGAAGCGAAAUUAAAUGAUUUAGAAUAUGUAAUUAAGGAACUUGUCAAUAAUCAAGUUGACAUUUCUUUGGAAUCUGGCAGUGUAUUUGAUUUUUCGCAAAUUGUCAGUAUGAAACCAUUAUAUUUUUCAAAUGGAAUUGUCAAAUAUCAAUACUAA